Molecule: messenger RNA, 904 nt
Organism: Cuscuta campestris
Lineage: Eukaryota; Viridiplantae; Streptophyta; Magnoliopsida; Solanales; Convolvulaceae
Source: the annotation of a GenBank genome assembly
UACGCUCAAGAACAACUCAACCUUCACACAAAAUGGCUCUAGCAAGCUAUGGAAAAUGAUGAUAUUUGAGUGCAAUGAAAGUAUGAAUGUUGUGAAGUGAAUUGGUGAGAAAAGCAGACCCAAACACCCCUUUUUAUAGUGCCAAAAUAGGCUCCAACGGACCAAUGCAUUAAAGGGGUGAUUGGCUUGAUUUAUGGGAUUGAGUAAAUUUGGGAUCUGCAGGAUAUUGGCUUCCCAUCGAUGUUUGGAACUUACCCAUCGCUGGUGCCUUCCCAGCGAUGGUAGGAUCUACCCAUCAAUGGGAAGGUUGCCACUGGAAAGCGAGGAAGGACCCAAGGCUGCCUUCCCAGCGAUGUUUGCAUUUACCCAUCGAUGGGAAGUCGACAGGAAACCGCCAUCAUAUCCAGGCAGGCCCGAUUGUCACUCUGUGGCACGCGCCCUAGUUCCGGACAUCGUCAUCCCGGCCCUUUUUCCACUAGAGUCUAGUGUGCGGCCAAUCUCUACUAAGUCCCUUAUUCAUAUGGGAUUCGGGAAGAGACCCUGCGACACUACAUACCAACCAGAUCAGGGCACGGGCAGUCCUUUAUACAUGCUGGAGAGCAUGCCUACAGAGGGAGCCUCUUCUCCUUCAGUUCCACGUCCCUUACCUGCUACGUUCGAUGAGUUGACUGCUGCUUUUGGUGAUCUUCGGACAUCGAUUGACUCACGCUUCCAGCGUUAUGAGGAGCGGCGGACCGCCUUUGAGCGAACUCAGGAGACUCGCUAGAAGGAAACCCAGGAGCAUCAGCAGCGCGUUGAGUCCAGACUCUUAGAGCAGGGUACGCAGAUCGCCCAGAUCUUAGACUACAUGGAGGGGCGGCGGCCAGAAUAAAAUACAGGUUCCGAAUUAAGUUAAGUGGAUUUG